UUUCUCAGCAUGCAGAAGUAUGUGAACUCACAGUAGGUGAUAAGAAUUGUUCUGCAAAGAAAAUGGAUAUAAGUACCUUUGUAGAAAGUAAUAUGGCUGGAAGUGAAAGUACGAUUGCAGUUCACUUAAAAGAAGACUUUGAUCUGACUUCAGCUGAGGUUCAGUCUGGAGUAUUGCAUUGUCCUCUGUGCCUCUACUACACCAAGCACAAAAGCAGAAUGGUCAAUCAUGUUCUGGAGCACAAAAAUGGGCAGCUGCCUUAUGUGGAAGAAUGUCAACUUGAACUGAUGCAUUUUUUUCCUGGGAAGGUAUACUGUUGUGAUUGGUGUACAUUCGUUACACUUAGUCAGGACACCCUAACACAUCACAUGGACACCCAUAGCCCAGUGAAACCAUAUAAAUGUCGUCUCUGUUUCUUUGAAACUAGACUACAGACAGAGCUGGAGACUCACCUGAAGGAGCAGCACAAGGUGAAAUGCAACUUUGAUCUGGUUGGUGCGGUGAACCUAAAUGAAGCAGACCUAGUUUUUGAAAUUGAAGCGUUUCAAAGGAAGAGACUCAAGAAAAUCCAGUGUGAACAAAGAAUUCAAAGGUGCACAAGACAUAAUUGUUCAACUAAAGCAACCCGAUUUCCCUGUGAAUUUUGUGGUCGAAGGUUCCUGGAUCGCUCAGAAUGGAAAUGUCACGUUCAGAGACACUCCCUUGGGAGCUGAUGAGGACAUAUUGAGAGGAAACCAGAAAGACGAAUUUGUGAAUGAAGACCAGAAAUCUCAAAAUCUUCAGGCAAACAAGACCCUUUCUGUUCCAAAUACUGUCAGUGAGUUUUUGUCGAUCACUGUUGUGGUUCUUGUUGAAACACCUGAGGAAUAAAUGCAAAAUUGUGUUCUUUUUGCAUUUUUUUUUUUGAUUAAUGUGGUGAACAAUAACCUUGGAAGACCUAUAAAUAGAGAGUGCGUGUUUUAUAACUCUAUGAAAAGUUAUGACACAUGUUUGAAUAAAACAUUUUUUCCCCACAGCAGUGAUUUGUCAACUAGAAUUUGCCUUUGUUGUGAAAUUAAUUUAAGCAGUUAGUAUUUCUAUAUCUCCAGCCUUCUGGCAUAUUAUAACUAGGAAGUGUUGUGACCUGAUAUUUAUGGUGGGAAUUUAUAAUGUCUGUGUAUAAAAUAUCUGCUCAUUGAAUUUGCAUCUUUGAUUAUGAUUGGCUAAUCAUAAUUACAAUUAUUGUUGCACUGGUUCUAGCAGCUGUCAUUCUAGAAUAAAUACUAAAACUGAUUAAAUGUAGCUACUAUAAAUUGACCAAAAGUUCACAUCAAGACACUUCUUGAAAAUUAUCUACUUUUAUUGAAGUUCACAACAAGACCUGCAUGUGUGUUGAUGAGCAUUUUCCAAUACAUGCAAGCAUUUAUUUUUCCAUGCCUGGCAGAUUAUUAAGAUAUUAAAAUACACUGAAGAAAUCACAGCAAAUUCUCAACCAGACAACAUUUUUGCUAAAGUGUAAUAACUUCCACUGAGAUAAGGACAGUUGCUUCACUUUAUCAGAAGUAGAGAUGCAAAUUUACUGUGGUGACAAAAUUAACAUAUUGUUGACCUCUGUAGUAGUUUCAUAACUCUAGAUGAUGGUGAACCUGAGAUCGCGAGACAUCUUUUCUACAGAUGUACCCAGAAAACCUUAAACAGCAUUUGUUCCCUUUACUUUAUCUUUCACUCAACGCACACAAACCUGUGGAAGAAAGCUUUCAAAAUUAAACAUAAAUUUGAUGUUUAAAGUUAUGUUCCUAUGUGCAUUCAGUGGUUUUCAACUAAUUUGAUUAAAAAUGCACAUUUUAUGCAUUCAGUUCCAUUUCUAAUCUACGUACUUUUCAGUGUGUAAUCUCUUCACACAUGUCACCCUUCCCAAGAUUAAAAUAUGAAUUUUUGGGUUUAAAAAAUUAAAUGGUAGAGCUAUACAGUAGAAAUUGAGAGCUAGCAAACCAGCUAAUCUUUAAUUUCAUUUAAUGUUUAUGUUUGUAAUAGUUUGAUUCAAAUGGCAUUUUGAAUUUAAUGAAUUUCCUGCCAAGUGCACUGUUUAAGAAUUUUGGCAGUUUUCUUAUGGAUGGUUGUUUUAGUUGUACUGAUGGGAUUUACAGAACGACAAAAUACUGAAGUUCUCUAGUAUUGGAGCGAAAGUCUGCCUUUAGAAUAACUGUUAACUUGGAUUUAAUUUCUGUUGAAAUAAAAUGUUUUUGUGUUAAAUUGAGUAUUUCAGUGCUCA
Messenger RNA from Rhincodon typus (whale shark), 2251 nucleotides. Its product is annotated as zinc finger protein 462-like. The transcript has 5 exons. Gene Ontology annotation, cellular component: nucleus. The record is from RefSeq and is a predicted model, not a curated record. Bases 63 to 713 code for a protein of 216 amino acids. Lineage: Eukaryota; Metazoa; Chordata; Chondrichthyes; Orectolobiformes; Rhincodontidae. Gene Ontology annotation, biological process: regulation of gene expression.